CCCGGCUGCUCCGGCGACCGGUCCGGCCUCUGCUCGGGUGGCCGCGCGGUGCCCAGCAUCCCGGGUGUCCGGCUGGAGCUGCGGCGGCGCGGCAGGUGUCCCCCCCUCCCCGCGGCCACCAUGUUCUCGUGCGUCAAGGCCUAUGAGGACCAGAACUACGCGUCGCUGAAGCGUGCCUGCCUGCGCCAGAAGGUGCUCUUUGAGGACCCGCACUUCCCUGCCACCGAUGACUCGCUGUACUACAAGGGGGCUCCGGGUCCCACCGUGAGGUGGAAGCGGCCCAAGGACAUCUGUGAGGACCCCCGCCUCUUUGUGGAUGGCAUCAGCUCCCAUGACCUACACCAGGGCCAGGUGGGCAACUGCUGGUUUGUGGCCGCCUGCUCGUCGCUUGCCUCCCGUGAGUCACUCUGGCAAAAGGUCAUCCCAGACUGGAAGGAACAGGAAUGGGACCCCGAGAAGCCCAACGCUUAUGCUGGCAUCUUCCACUUCCACUUCUGGCGCUUCGGGGAGUGGGUGGAUGUGGUCAUCGAUGACCGCCUGCCCACGGUCAACAACCAGCUCAUCUACUGCCACUCCAACUCCCGCAACGAGUUCUGGUGUGCCCUGGUGGAGAAAGCCUAUGCCAAGCUGGCGGGCUGUUACCAGGCCCUGGAUGGAGGCAACACAGCAGACGCGCUAGUGGACUUCACUGGCGGUGUUUCUGAGCCCAUCGACCUGAUAGAGGGGAACUUUGCCAACGAUGAGGCCAAGAGGAACCAGCUCUUUGAGCGGGUGCUCAAGGUGCACAGCCGGGGUGGCCUCAUCAGCGCCUCCAUCAAGGCUGUGACAGCAGCUGACAUGGAGGCCCGCCUGGCAUGCGGCCUGGUGAAGGGCCAUGCGUAUGCCGUCACCGAUGUGCGUAAGGUACGUCUGGGCCAUGGCCUGCUGGCCUUCUUCAAAUCAGAGAAACUGGACAUGAUUCGUCUGAGGAACCCUUGGGGCGAGCGGGAGUGGAACGGACCCUGGAGUGACACCUCAGAGGAGUGGCAGAAAGUGAGCAAGAGUGAGCGGGAGAAGAUGGGCGUGACCGUGCAAGAUGACGGCGAGUUCUGGAUGACCUUCGAGGACGUGUGCCGGUAUUUCACUGAUGUCAUCAAGUGCCGCCUGCUUAACACCUCCUACCUGAGCAUCCACAAGACGUGGGAGGAAGCUCGGCUGCGUGGCGCCUGGACGCGGCACGAGGACCCCCGGAAGAACCGCAGCGGGGGCUGCAUCAAUCACAAGGACACCUUCUUCCAGAACCCGCAGUACAUCUUCGAGGUCAAGAAGCCGGAAGAUGAGGUACUGAUCUGCAUCCAGCAGCGGCCCAAGCGCUCAACCCGUCAGGAGGGCAAGGGCGAGAACCUGGCCAUCGGCUUUGACAUCUACAAGGUAGAGGAGAACCGCCAGUACCGGCUGCACAGCCUGCAGCAGAAGGCAGCCAGCUCCAUCUACAUCAACUCGCGCAGCGUCUUCCUGCGGACAGACCAGCCCGAGGGCCGCUACGUCAUCAUCCCCACCACGUUCGAGCCGGGCCACACCGGAGAGUUCCUGCUGCGGGUCUUCACCGAUGUGCCCUCCAACUGCCGGGAGUUGUGCCUGGAUGAGCCUCCCCGCACCUGUUGGAGCUCCCUGUGUGGCUAUCCUCAGCAAGUGACCCAGGUCCAUGUUCUGGGGGCUGCUGGCCUCAAGGACUCUCCAACAGGGGCUAACUCGUAUGUGAUCAUCAAGUGUGAGGGGGACAAGGUCCGCUCAGCUAUACAGAAAGGGACUUCAACUCCUGAGUACAAUGUCAAAGGUAUCUUCUACCGCAAGAAGCCCGGCCAGCCCAUCACCGUGCAGAUCUGGAACCACCGAGUUCUGAAGGAUGAGUUCCUGGGUCAGGUGCACCUGAAGGCUGACCCGGAUGACCUCCAGAACCUUCACACCCUCCACCUCCAAGACCGAAGCAGCCGGCAGCCCAGCGACUUGCCUGGCACCAUUGGCGUGUGUGUCCUCAGCAGUGCCUCUCUCACGGCCAUCUGACACCUGCUCACCUGCCUGUGCCCAACAAUUCUCACCACCACCUGCAUGUCCCCACCAGGCCUGGGGCCAGCAUAGGAGCCAGUACUGGGGUCCUUGCCCCCACUCUACACUGACUUACCAAGUGACCUGAGGAGAGCUCUACCCCUCUCUGAGCCUCGGUGUUCUGAGGGCCCCAAGGCAUUCCCUUCCUGUGGGGAAGGCUCUUGCUUGAGGCUGAAACUAGCCCUUCCCACCCAGCUGGCACUGCUGCUAAGGAACUUUAUGUCUUAAGAACCUUAUCCCAGGCCCUUCUAUCUGCUGAGAAGUACCAAGAUGUCACUUGUUUACACACAAACUGACAUGUCCCAAGCCACAUCUCCCCGCACCCAACUCCACAGACGCACUCUUUCCUAGCCUUUUCCUCAUUUUUCCAGGCCCACUGUCGUUAGCACUUACAUGUUUGGGUUAUUUGGGGGGGGCAGGGUCUCCUAGAGCCCAGGCUGGCCUUGAACUUGCUAUGUAGAUGACGAUGACUUUGAACUCUGAGCCUGCUGUCUCCACCAGCUGUGUGUUGGGAUUGCAAACGUACGGUGCAGAGUGUAUGUGGUGCUGGAGAUAGGAACCGAGGGCCUUGUCCGUGCCAGGCAAGCCCUCUGCUAUCUGGGUUUUAGCCGCCUUGAAGAGACUCUUGCUGGGUUCUUGCUGGGGCUGGAAUUAGGCUCUGGCCAAAGACAUUUGUUCACUGUUGAUUCUGUCUUCUUCUACAUCCAUUUAGUCACUUGACAGGGAAUCGCCCUGUAAGGCCAUGAAGCUCCAAUAAGGCUCCACCUUGAUUCCCAGCUCCUAGAGUUAUGGUUAUGAUAGUGAGAAAUUUCUCUCUCCUCCUCCUCAUAUUGGAAGGAGUGGGCCAGGACCAGGCAGCAGACACGGGGAACCAGAGGGGAUGCAUUCCCUGUGCUGUAAGACGCAAGGGUAUUCCUGGGAAAAAGGAGUGUGGGCUGGAGAAACCAGGCUCACAAGGUCAGUUGAGCAUGGCAGGAGAUAAAGACCCUCCCCGCUGACCAGAGGUCCCUCUGCCAACAUUCCCCAAAUAGCCAAGGAGGCUACAGGGCUCUUUUACUUCCUGGACCAAAAUGUACCUUUCUGUGCUCAAUAUUUGAUAUUUCAUUUUUUUAAAAAAAACACCAUUGAAAGGGAAGCCUGACCACACUUACUUCUCGAGCUCCUUUGUUAAUCCUGAUUUUAUUUUGGCUUUGAGUGACAGUGGACAUGGAUGAAGUGGGGCCCUCAGAGUGUCCCUGAAGGAGGAGGGUGGAGAUGAGCGUGCUUGUUCCCAGGCAUCUUUAGACCACCGUAAACUUCGUUUCUGAAGAUGUCUCGUUAAGCUCUGGCACUGUGGCCCACGGAGUUCCCUCUUGUCCCUCUGGGACUUCCAGACCAGGCUCAGUGGGUGAAAAAGUGCAGGCGAGCGAACAAUCGCAAUUCCAGUUGGGAAGCCGAAUCUCCAACUCCCAGACCUUGCCGUAGGAGUCCCUUCCUGGCUGGAGGUGCUGGAUCUGACUGCCACUUUGCUCCACGUCUGGCUGUGCUCCUGGGCCUCAGGAAGGACCAGGCACCGGAAUACAAGGAAAACGGGAUCCCUCCUCGCGAGCUAGGGGCUCUCCCAGAGGCCUGGGCCCAGGACUCUGCAUGCCGUCAGGAGCAAGUCACUUAAACCUCCUGUGCCUCAAUUUCUGCCUCUGCCAAGUGGGGCUAGUGACAAUUUGUCAGCCUCUAACAAGUGCUGAAUAAGGGCAAGGCCACUUCCUCUCCGCGUCUCUGUAUCAUACACUGUCCACGUUCACGUCAUCGCUUCUCAGUGUCUGUUGAAAAUCAAGAAUGCCGCCAGGGGUGGAGGGUGAGCGCCUGGUAUACCAGCUCAGGAGUCGGGGCCCAGCACAUGGGUCUUUGCUCAGCCAUAUCCGCCUGGAGCGCAGGGAGAUCAGGACCCGGUAGUAUUAGCCCUGCCUCCCACCGCCAGCAGAACUGGUCCUGCCUCUCAAACUAGGCCAGGCUGGCUCCUGGCUGUUCAAAGUCCACUGGUUCCCAGGACACUCUGGGGACUGUGAAGGUGAGAAUCAAGGCUAGGUCAGGGAGAGCUGUGGCUCUUUGUUUGCCCUUUAUACCCGGCGGCAUACUCGCCAUUCUCUGUUGCAGGUGGAUAGGGCCUGCAGCCCAGAGCUCCUUGAACUUGGCCUUCCCUCCUCAGGGCCACCAUGCCAUGGGCUUAGGGAAGAGGAGGCCUGUCUUCUUCUCAGAAUAAAUAUUACUGCCAUUCCAAAAAGA
Jaculus jaculus (lesser Egyptian jerboa) is the source of this 4347-nucleotide messenger RNA. RefSeq names its product calpain 5 (gene Capn5). The record is from RefSeq and is a predicted model, not a curated record. Gene Ontology annotation, biological process: proteolysis. The transcript has 13 exons. Bases 121 to 2043 code for a protein of 640 amino acids. NCBI's taxonomy places the organism in Eukaryota, Metazoa, Chordata, Mammalia, Rodentia, Dipodidae. Gene Ontology annotation, cellular component: cytoplasm. Gene Ontology annotation, molecular function: calcium-dependent cysteine-type endopeptidase activity.